CGUCGCCAUCAGCGAUCUUUUCAGUCGCAUGCUGAAGUUGUAAGCGGACCAUGUCUAGCGAUUCUGCUGAUUACAACAGCUCAAGAGAUCGAGACCAUGGAGGGCCAGAUGGAAUGGAGCCUGAUGGUGUCAUCGAGAGCAACUGGAAUGAGAUUACUGACAACUUUGAUGAUAUGAACCUGAAAGAGUCUCUUCUCAGGGGCAUAUACGCUUAUGGUUUUGAAAAGCCAUCCGCUAUUCAGCAGAGAGCAAUCAUUCCUUGCAUCAAAGGCUAUGAUGUCAUUGCCCAAGCCCAGUCAGGCACUGGCAAGACAGCCACGUUUGCCAUCUCUAUCUUGCAGCAGCUGGACAUAGAGCAGAAGGAGACUCAGGCUUUGGUUUUGGCUCCCACCAGAGAGCUGGCUCAGCAGAUCCAGAAAGUAAUUCUGGCUCUGGGCGACUACAUGGGGGCAACCUGCCAUGCCUGCAUUGGAGGGACCAAUCUCCGUAGUGAAAUUCAGAAGUUCCAGGCUGAAGCCCCUCACAUAGUGGUGGGCACACCAGGCCGUGUGUAUGACAUGCUAAACAGGAGACAUCUGUCCCCAAAGUAUAUCAAGAUGUUUGUUCUGGAUGAGGCCGACGAGAUGUUGAGUCGAGGGUUUAAGGAUCAGAUCUACGAGAUCUUCCAGAAACUGAGCACAAACAUUCAGGUGGUCCUGCUCUCAGCCACUAUGCCAGCUGAUGUGUUGGAGGUGACGAAAAAGUUCAUGCGAGAUCCUGUUCGAAUCUUGGUCAAGAAAGAGGAGCUUACACUCGAGGGUAUCAAGCAGUUCUACAUAAAUGUGGAGAGAGAGGAGUGGAAGCUAGACACUUUGUGUGAUCUGUACGAAACUCUGACCAUCACCCAAGCUGUGAUCUUUCUCAAUACCAGGAGAAAAGUUGACUGGUUGACGGAGAAGAUGCAUGCUAGAGACUUCACCGUCUCUGCUCUGCAUGGUGAUAUGGAUCAGAAGGAGCGUGAUGUGAUUAUGAGAGAGUUCAGAUCUGGCUCAAGCAGAGUGUUGAUCACGACUGAUCUUCUGGCUCGUGGAAUUGAUGUACAGCAAGUUUCUCUGGUCAUCAACUAUGACCUUCCUACAAAUCGUGAAAACUACAUUCAUCGAAUUGGACGUGGAGGCCGUUUUGGCAGAAAAGGAGUUGCCAUCAAUUUUGUCACUGAGGAGGACAAGAGGAUUCUUCGGGACAUCGAGACAUUUUACAACACAACCGUGGAGGAGAUGCCCAUGAAUGUGGCCGACCUGAUUUGAGCCCGGAGAAUAUUUGUUUUCUUUUUGUUACACAGUGAUAGCGAUCGUCCACUUGCAUCGUGCUUAUUAUUCGAGAGGGAAUAACUUCUCAAUGAGAAUUGUGGUGAGUGUUACAGCAAGGUGACUUCUACGGUCCCUCCUGCACAGUUGUAGAUUCUAACCUUGUUGGUUGGGGCUACGAAGCCAUGGGGUCUGUAAACUUUAAGGUCCUCAUUAGGUAUUUCUUUUCAUGUUUAAUUAAGUUGUGUGUGUUUAAUGUUCUCUACCAUUUGGUAACUUACUUGUGGACUAAAAGGUAUAAGUGUUGUAUAAAGUCUGCAAAUUAUGUUAUGCUAAUAUACGUGCUAUGUAUUGUGGGCCUGCUUAAUGGAGGCAUUUGUCAUAUUAUACUGUAAAUUCACUUGUUUAUUUUGUAAAUAUGUUUAAUUUAAAUGUACUUUUUUUUUAUCCCACUUGCUAUAUUAUAGUUCCUCACUGGAUGGCUAUAUUUUGCUAACAUUGUUUUACUGUAACGAGUAUAUUGCCAUUUUCAUCCCCUUGUCCUCAAAUUUCCUCCUCCAGAAUUGUAUGUUUUAAUAAACUGAAGUUGCUGUAAGUAAACAACUGUCAGUAAUUAUGGAUGUGUAAGUAUAGUAGUUAGGAAAUUUAUCUUUAGAUAGCUUGGAAGUAUUUAUGAAAGAUGUGAUUAAAAUAAUAGGAGAAGUAAAAAAUAACUGUUUCAGCAACAGAUCGGCCAAUUGAGCAAAUUAAAAAAAUGCAAAUUCUCCCAAAACACUUGAGCUUUACAUUGUGCUCACUUGUUUGCAUAAGUCAAUUCAGAGCAAUGAUUUCCCUAGUUUAGUCUUGUCCUCUAAAAAAGGGUAAGAACAAAUUAUGUAAACACAGUGGAAGUUGUUGGAGACUAAAAAUAUUUUGAGUCAAUUAAUUCUCUACAUCUUCCAACAUCAAACUCAGAAAACAAGAUUUACUACUGUUGAUCUGCUCUUUAUUCUGUCCCUUUCACAAUAAACACAUUCUGACGUGAAAUGUGAACAUUUGUGUCCGCCACGUUUUUCCUUCCCCACAGAAAUGAACUGACUUUCUGUCCUUGAUGGU
Molecule: messenger RNA, 2381 nt
Organism: Nematolebias whitei (Rio pearlfish)
Lineage: Eukaryota; Metazoa; Chordata; Actinopteri; Cyprinodontiformes; Rivulidae
Gene: eif4a2
Product: eukaryotic translation initiation factor 4A, isoform 2
Exons: 11
Coding region: 51-1286 (411 amino acids)
Biological process (GO): cytoplasmic translational initiation
Cellular component (GO): cytoplasmic stress granule
Molecular function (GO): RNA helicase activity; ATP binding; translation initiation factor activity
Source: RefSeq, a predicted model, not a curated record